Molecule: messenger RNA, 735 nt
Organism: Aphanomyces astaci
Lineage: Eukaryota; Oomycota; Saprolegniomycetes; Saprolegniales; Verrucalvaceae
Exons: 2
Coding region: 110-682 (190 amino acids)
Source: RefSeq, a predicted model, not a curated record
AUGGCUAUUGGUUGUUGCGCUUUAGGUCGUGCAUGUUCCAGGGCAGGCCCAUGAAGGGCUGCUUCUCGUCCGGCGCGGCGUGUGCAAACUCGUGACGCACAACGCGAGCAUGUUGGGGUCCCGUCGGCCGCGGGGUGGCGUCGGGCGGGGCGGCAACAACGGCAACAUCAACAUCAACAAUGGCGUCAAGAAGACACAGCAGCACAACGCCCUGCAUGCGUACACGACCAUGGAGCACGAGGACAGCCCCGUGGCGUUCUUCCACGCCAACCAGGCGCUGACGAGGCACCUCCUGGCAGUCCCCGCCUCUUUGCGUCCCGAAACCGUGCACAAGAGACUCGUUGCUCGAGAUUUCAUUGGCGAAGAGUCGUUUCUGAGCAACGAGACCAAUCGCAGGGUCCUUGCCACGUACUCGUUGACCACAGAUUCCGAGUGCGAGCUCAUCUUCCUCCGCAAGGCGGAUUUCUUUGCCGAUACAUCGUAUUAUACAAGACAGCGUGUGCGAGCCAACAUCCAGCACAUGUCGACAACAACUGCGUCAGACCUUUCUCAGCCAUGUCCUCUUCCUACGCAGCAGAUGCGCCAUGGGGUAGGCACGAGCCAGCAGCGGGAUCGGGAAGGCGCGAAAUGGAUCGCAUUCAAGAAGAAACUCGUGCACGACGUACUGCACAAGCAAGGUUGAUAUAAGAUGUCGUACAAGGGGGCCCUCAAUGUAAAGAAGAAAUGAUCUUGCCA